CAUAGAAUUGCCGAUUUUCCAAGCUUCGAACAGCGGAAUAGAACCAAAAGGUUUAAGCUAGGGUUUAUUGAAUUUCAACAAGAGAAGAAACACAAACUUAUCGGCGGUUAAAGGAGAUUGAAAGUGAAAUUUCAAGAAAAAUGGAUGCUUUUGGAUCAUCAUCAACGAAUGGAUCAUCUUCUUCUCAACCUAAUCCUGAAGCUAUCAUGAGUCAGCUCAAAAACCAGCUUGCUCAAGCCUACGCUGAAGAAUUCCUAGAGACGGUAAGGGGAAAGUGCUUUGAAAAGUGCAUAACAAAACCAGGGUCAAGUUUAAGCGGAAGUGAGCAAAGCUGUGUAUCAAGGUGUGUGGAACGCUAUAUCGAGGCUACGGGUAUAGUUAGCAGAGCUCUUUUCAGCCAACAACGAUAGAGUCUAGACUCUCGAAUGUCGCUCAGCACAAGAAAUCUCGUGAAGAAUAUGCCACUUCAUGCUCUAGAUACAGCAUUUUUGUUGUCAUAGCUGAGCAAACUACCAUAUAUUACUCGAAAUUUUACCCAUGUUUUAGAAUGAUGAACACAUAACCAUGCAUUUUGCCGACUAUUUCCUUAAUUACUUCUAUUUACUAGUCUCUGAACUUUAAGCAUGGCCAUCCAUGGUACACCCAUGCUGAUUUUGUUGUGUAAUUCCUUUUCUAGCAGUACGAACGUAUCCCAUGUUAUGGUAGUAUAUCCUUACAGAAAAUAAUUGUAAUGAUUGGCAUUCGUGUCAGAUUAAAUCAAAUUGGAUCGUGUUCACGACUACAAUCACCUAACUCA
This is a messenger RNA of Amaranthus tricolor (Joseph's coat), 796 nucleotides long. RefSeq names its product mitochondrial import inner membrane translocase subunit Tim13. Lineage: Eukaryota; Viridiplantae; Streptophyta; Magnoliopsida; Caryophyllales; Amaranthaceae. Bases 141 to 410 code for a protein of 89 amino acids. The record is from RefSeq and is a predicted model, not a curated record. The transcript has 2 exons.